Gastrolobium bilobum is the source of this 2477-nucleotide messenger RNA. RefSeq lists its product as uncharacterized. NCBI's taxonomy places the organism in Eukaryota, Viridiplantae, Streptophyta, Magnoliopsida, Fabales, Fabaceae. The transcript has 3 exons. Gene Ontology annotation, cellular component: nucleolus. The record is from RefSeq and is a predicted model, not a curated record. Bases 3 to 2357 code for a protein of 784 amino acids. Gene Ontology annotation, molecular function: histone H3K4 demethylase activity; histone H3K36 demethylase activity.
GAAUGGAGAAGAAGAAGAAGAAGCAUGGAGUUGCAGCUCGCGAUAAGAGGAAAAGGAAAUCGAAACCGAAACCCUCAUCGUGUGAGCUUCAUGUUCAAGUGUCGAAUGCCAAUGCCAUCUUCUCUUUGAUACUCGCAUCCCUCUCCAAUCUCCACCAACACCACUCUCUUCCCUUCAUCACCAAAUGCUUAUUCAAAAUUCGCCCUUCCCUUCUUCUCUCCCAAACCUCCCUGAGACCCAUUCUCUCUUUGCUUCCAACUCUCCUCCGCUCCACGCAUUCCAAAAUCGCGUGCCGUGCGGCAGAUAUCAUUGGCGCGGCUUCGCUCGUUUCGUUGGACAUGAACGAGGAGAUUGCUUCGGAUUCUGAAACUGUGAAGGGAUUAAUCUCACUGUUGAAUAAUCCGAAUCGAAAGGUUAUGUUUUCUGCCUGCAACGCCGUAUUGGACUUGUCCACUACCACCUUUGGUCAACAACAACUUCUCAAGUUUUCUGCCUUGGAGAAGCUAAUGUUUGUAUUUCUUCAUAUUUUUAAGUGUUUAAAGUCCGUCUGUUUAUGGACUGAGGGCGAUGAAAGCUUUCACUCUCUUAAGAUUGGGAUCAAGGAAGAUGAACUCUCAUUGGCAUUUCUCAGUGCAACCGUUAUUCUUAUCAAUGCCUGUGAGGUUGAGCAACUGCAGAAUAUCCCAAGUAGUCUUUCUGAAGCAUUCCUGAGCCUUUUAAAAGAGAUAAGGGCACACGUAAGUGAUCAUGGGGUAGUCAAAGGUGCUAUGAAAUCUAACCAAGGAGGACAUAUUUGUAAAAGCAACAUUGGAGUUUGUAAUCUUGCAGAAAGCAUCUUUAGGCUUUCCAUUAAUGCCUCUCGACUUAGGGUCUCUGCCCCUUUUGAAGUGGUCAAAAGAGGUCUUUUUGGUACAAGUGAUUCUAGUUUUGAAGAUUUUAUAUCAAAUUACUGGGAAGUUUCACCUUUUCUUCUAACAAGGACAUUAAAGGAUCACGAUAUGCAUGAUAUGUUUUGCCCAUUUAUACAAUCUUUGAGCUGGAAUGGGAGCGUUCCUUCCCUUCUUUCCUCAAUUCUUCAAGGUUUAGUGUCUUGUUUUCCUAUUGCCUCAGAUGAGCAAGACAUCCUCAAUUUUCUGAAUGAGGUGAAAGAUAGAUUGGGUUGUCCUAUAACCUAUCAGCAGGAUAUUCGAGUUGUAAAAACCGAGAGUCAAUCAGGAAAAGAGAUGCAUUACUUUCGGGACCUUCAUCCAGGCUUUAUUAAGGAACCUCUGUAUUUUACUAUUGGUGAUGUCUUAAAUUGUGGUCAAGCAUAUAAAGAGGGUUAUACUGUUGCCCUACGUGGUCUGGAGUUUCGCUAUCAGAGCAUUGCUGCUAUUGCAGAUACAUUAGCACUUAUGUUUGGCCAACCUUCAGUAGGUGCCAAUUUGUACUUAACACCACCUAAUUCUCAGGGGUUGGCUUGCCACUUUGAUGAUCACUGCGUAUUUGUAUGCCAGAUUUUUGGUUCCAAGCAUUGGACGGUAUUUUCUCGACCCAGUCCACUGUUACCUCGAUUAUAUGAUAAUCUACAUGGUUCUGAUAUUGAUUGUACAAAAGCUGGUAGAAGAGAGUUCUUUCUCAAUGAGGGUGAUGUAUUAUAUAUUCCCAGAGGUUUUCCUCAUGAAGCUCAUACAAACUCUGGUGUUGGUGAUGGUUCUCCUGGGUUUUCAUUGCACCUUACACUUAGUAUUGAAGUUGAACCUCCUUUCGAGUGGGAAGGAGUAGCUCAUUUUGCACUUCACUGCUGGAGUGAAAACCGGAAAAGACCAUGCUGUGAUGGCUUGAACUCUUUGUCUCAAAAACUUGAUCUUGUGUCUGUAAAUCUGUUACAUGUUGCCAUUGGGAUCAUUGGCAAUUUUGAUCCUAGCUUUCGCAAAGCAUGCUUGACUGCUGCAGUUUCCUUGCCACCAGGUGUUUAUAAUAGGCUUGUUCAGAGUCAGAGAAACACUUUUGUCCACUUACUUGAUAAAAUUCGUUCUGAAUCUAGGUUCUUGGAAGUGCUGAGUUGCAUAGAGGUUGCAAUUCAGAAAAGUGAAGAUCCAUUCCAGCAAAUCCGAUGGCUUAGGGUUCUUCAUAUGGAAAAAGACACCAGCAGUGGAUACAACACAAAUAAAUCAUUCAUGAUUGAAGAUAUACUCUCCAUGUGUACCCGACACAAGGACAAAUUAGAAGCUGCUUUUUUGAAUGUGAAGUCUAGGUUUUGUAGUGAGGUGGUAUUUGAGGAUGUAGUAACAAGUCACAGGAUGCUACUUCAGAAGUAUACAAAGACUAGAAAGCAAUAUGUUAAUGGAAUGGUUUCACUUCAUGAUAAAUUGUAGUACCACUAUUUUAUUUUUAUUUUUAUUUUCACUGCUUGGCAUCAUUAGUGUCUUAGCCGCCGACUCAUCAGGUUUUGUUUGUUUUUGUAAGCUAUAGCUUACAAGUUAUGUAUGGAAGUA